GAGCGCCCCGUUCCCAUCCCAUUGAUCCCAAUCCCAUUGAUCCCAAUCCCAUUGAUCCCAUCCCAUUGAUCCCAAUCCCAUUGAUCCCAAUCCCAUUGAUCCCAUUGAUCCCAUUGAUCCCAUUGAUCCCAUUGAUCCCGCAGUUACCUGGGCCGGAAGCGGCUGCACCCGGAGCGUUUGGAGCGUCCCGUUCCCAUCCCAUUGAUCCCAUUGAUCCCAUUGAUCCCAUUGAUCCCAUUGAUCCCAUUGAUCCCAUCCCAUUGAUCCCAUUGAUCCCAUUGAUCCCAUUGAUCCCAUUGAUCCCGCAGUUACCUGGGUCGGAAGCGGCUGCACCCGGAGCGUUUGGAGCGCCCCGUUCCCGGGGUGCGGCACCUGGUGGAGGCGGGAUAUUCCUACUGGACUUUGGGAUACGCCCUCUCCCUGAGCGGGGCCGGGAAGCUGCUCCGGGCGGAGCCGCUGGGAAAGAUGAUCCCGGUGGACGAAUUCCUGCCCGUCAUGUUCGACCGGCACCCGCUUCCCGACUAUUCCCGGCACUUUUCCCGCCGGGAUCUGGUGGCGUUUUCGGCGGAGCCGCUGCUGCUCUUCCCGACCCACUACACGGGGGACGCCGGCUACGUCAGCGACACCGAGAGCCCCCAGACCCCCCUGCUCUGGGAAUCCCGGGAAUCCCGGAAUUCCGACCUGCACUUCCCGGACAGCCCCGCCCACGAGGAGCUCUGAGAGUCCUCCCGGAAAUCCUGGAAUUCCAAGCGACACCGAGACAUCCCCGAGCUCUGGGAUGAGCUCCUCUGACCUGGGG
Molecule: messenger RNA, 799 nt
Organism: Myiozetetes cayanensis
Lineage: Eukaryota; Metazoa; Chordata; Aves; Passeriformes; Tyrannidae
Product: procollagen galactosyltransferase 1-A-like
Exons: 3
Coding region: 466-720 (84 amino acids)
Source: RefSeq, a predicted model, not a curated record